AUGUCGCUUUUCCGCCAAUCGACACAGGCACUGCGCACUGCCGCAUCCGCAUCCUCAAGCGCACGAUGGAUCUCCACUUCUUCGGUCCUUCGCAACACUGCCAACCCCAACACCUCGCCAGCACCCGCCAAGCGCACCGACAACCAGGAGCGAGACCUUCCCGCCGAGCGACUUCAGCGACAUGAGCAGGCUGUCGCCGCUGACCUUAUCAGCAGCGCACCUGAGGAGCUGCACCAGCGAACCGUCCGAAUCUUCCGUCCUGCCAAGACGGCCAACUCGUCCGGCAAGGCGGGCACCAAGGUUUGGCGUGUCGACUUCGAUAUCCUUCAAGGUUCCGCACGAUGGGAGAACCCUCUGAUGGGCUGGGCUUCUUCGGGCGACUACAUGCAGGGCACUUCGCUCAAGUUCCGAUCCAAGGAAGACGCUAUCCACUUUUGCGAGAAGCAGGGCUGGGACUACCACGUCACAGAACCCAAGGUGGCGCGCAUCCCGCCCAAGAGCUACGCUGCCAACUACAACCACAUCCCCGGCAAGCUCAGGAUCCAUCACACCAAGUGA
Molecule: messenger RNA, 558 nt
Organism: Kalmanozyma brasiliensis GHG001
Lineage: Eukaryota; Fungi; Basidiomycota; Ustilaginomycetes; Ustilaginales
Product: NADH dehydrogenase ubiquinone Fe-S protein 4, mitochondrial
Exons: 2
Coding region: 1-558 (185 amino acids)
Biological process (GO): electron transport chain
Source: RefSeq, a predicted model, not a curated record